This is a messenger RNA of Hydra vulgaris (swiftwater hydra), 616 nucleotides long. RefSeq lists its product as uncharacterized. NCBI's taxonomy places the organism in Eukaryota, Metazoa, Cnidaria, Hydrozoa, Anthoathecata, Hydridae. The record is from RefSeq and is a predicted model, not a curated record.
UGAAAAAAAGCGAAACGAUGUCCGAAAUAUUUAACACGGAGUGUUUUAAUGAAAAUAGCAAAAUACGUAUUCAACGGCCUGGUGACAAAGAAAACUAUGUUAGGAGGAAAAUUCCUUUACAACGAUCUUUAUCUUCUUCAUCUACAUUUUCUUCAUCGCCAUUUCCUCAGUUAAUGACUCCGCCUGAUAUUUCAACAACUGAAGUUCGCCCGGCAAAUUCUUCGCCAUCUGCAGAUCCUUCGUUGUUAUUACAAAAUGAAACUGUUCCUGUUCCGUUAUUAAAAAAAAAGAAUCACAGAUCUAAAAAGCCAGCGAAUAAAACUACAAGCAGAAAGCUGUCAUCAUCCAAUGUUGAUAAAUAUAUGACUAGCAUGUCAAAAAUUGGAGAAGAAAUUGUUGCAGCCGGAAAGAAAAUAGCCACUGCUCUAGGUCGUUCUAUUCCAAGCAAUAACCUAAUCUUUGAAGGUAUAGCUGAAACAUUGACACGCAUAGCAUCUUCAACAGAAAGUUUAGCCAGCUCUGCUAAAAGAAUUGUUUGUUCACUGGAAACGAUUACUUCGGCUGAAUCUAAAACUCAAUAAAUGUAUUUACGAGUUAUUAUAAGCAUAAAAUAAAU